Messenger RNA from Trichomycterus rosablanca, 2841 nucleotides. It is a transcript of the gene pald1b, whose product is annotated as phosphatase domain containing paladin 1b. The transcript has 20 exons. Gene Ontology annotation, cellular component: cytoplasm. The coding region runs from base 29 to 2704 and encodes 891 amino acids. The record is from RefSeq and is a predicted model, not a curated record. NCBI's taxonomy places the organism in Eukaryota, Metazoa, Chordata, Actinopteri, Siluriformes, Trichomycteridae. Gene Ontology annotation, molecular function: protein tyrosine phosphatase activity.
GUUUGUUUGACAAAAACUUGACUCAGUGAUGUCUGGAAUGAAGAAGCAAAGAGGAAACGCUAUUGGCAGAGCUGACAGACCCUCUGCAGGAAUUAUGGGUACUACUGCGAGUGCAGUGUCCCAGCCUGCCUUAGUAACGCCUACACACCACGUUGGUCACCAAAGUGGCUCCAUUUCUGAAGAUGAGAUCUCAACAAGGAGCAGCUCUCUGCAAGCACUGAAUAUUCCCAACAGCAGGGCCAAGUCUAUCAUCACCAACAAAGUGGCUCCUGUGGUUAUUACGUAUAACUGCAGGGAGGAGUUUCAGAUUCAUGACACGAUCCUAUCAGCCAACUACUCUGUGGGGAGAAUAUCUGAUACACUUCCUGAGCAUUACCUGGUGCUGGGGGAAUUUUUUAUGGUUCAAGAUGUGAACAAUAGAGUAGAUGUCUUAAACACUACAGGAAGUUAUGGGGCCCCUAACUUCCGCAAAGCCAAGGGAAACUACCCUCUAUUUGGCAUGGGCCAGCCCAGCCUGAAUGGCUUCAAACAGGUCCUGCAGAGGCUCGAGAGUGAGGCAUAUGAGGAAGUGAUUUUCUUCUGUGUGCGGAAAGAGCCAGUCGUCUUCCUGCAUCUGGAUAAAGAUUUUAUUCCGUACACUCCCAGGAGGAAAGAGAACCUCCAUGAGAACAUUCAUCACCUGAAACGAGUGAUCACAGCAGAAGAGCUGGAACUCUCCAUCAGAAAAGAGCUGUGUGACUUUGCUAAACUGAGUGACAACAGCUUCUAUUUUUAUAAUGACAUCGAAAACUUUAAAGAUGAGCCACAGCGUGUCAGAAUUGUGUCUGAGGAGGACAUACAUGUGACCGAGGAGGUUUACAAGAGACCACUAUUCGGUUUGCCCUCUCACAGAUAUUACAGGCUUCCACUUCCUAUGGACGGGGCACCCCUGGAGGAGGAUUUUGAUGCCUUUGUAAAUGUACUCAGGGAAAACCCGAGCCUCUCAGUGUUGCAUGAUGGCUCCAGACCUCUGCCUGCACUGCUUUUCAGUUGCCAGGUUGGAGUUGGACGAACCAACGUCGGCCUUAUCCUUGGUACAUUAGUAUUACAGCACCUUACUGGGACACAGGAUACCUCCAGGGAAGAGGAAGAGCAGGUAAAGCAGCAGCCAGAGUUUCAAGUGAUUCAGCAUUUGAUCAGUCAUCUUCCUAAAGGACGACAAGUGCUUGCUGAGGUCGACCGAGCAAUUGAAAUGUGUUCAGAAAUGCACAACAUCAAAGAUGCAAUAUAUGAAAAUAAAAGAAAAAUGGAAGGUAUUUGUGAGGAUUACCAGAUACAGGGAAGCAGCACUAAGGGCUAUUUCCUGCAAAGGACUUUACAGAGUCUUGAGUGUUAUUUCUUCUUGAUAGUGUUCAAUGCGUAUCUUCAUGAUCAGUAUUCCCAGAUGUUUGCCCAGACUUUUAGUCAGUGGCUUUGUAUGAAUGCAUGGAUCUACAGGCUGCUAGGCAGUAUGGAUCGGUCAGAUCUUUCAUCUCCAGCCAGCCUUGUCACUGAUGGAGCCAGGACACUGGUUGCCAGCGAGUAUUUGGCCCCAGACGUACUUGGUACAGUCAAGGAAAUGAAAGUGUCCAACUUCAGACGUGUCCUCAAAACAGCUGUGUACGGCAUGGCCCAGCCAAACUCUGAGGCCGUAUCUGCAGUGUUAUCGUACCUAACAGACGAACGACGGAAGCAUUCCACCAUGCUUUGGGUGAAUCUUCAGGAGGAGCAGAUGUUGGAAGGGAAUGGACAGAUGUUCACACCUAGAGAGUCUGGCUGUCUGCAGCAGCCAAUCCCAGUGUGUGUGCAAAGCCCACAAGAACUUGAGAAGCUGGAGUUGGCGAUUAAGGAGGACAUUCUCAGGAGCGAGAAGUGGCUUGAGGUUAUUCUCGAGCAAGAGAAACAAAUGAAAAUGCUGAAAAGCUGUCAGACUGUUUAUGAACUCUUUAGUCAGCAGAAGAACAUUCACCCAGGCCUCACAUAUCAGCGCAUCCCUCUCUCCGAAUGUUGUGCUCCAAAGGAAGAGUUUUUCGACCGGCUGCUGGAGGCCAUGAAGCACAGUCUUGCUGAAGACUCUGGCUCAGCGUUCAUCUUCAACUGCAGUGACGGCAAAGACCGAACAACUACUGCCAUGGUUAUUGCCACACUGACUCUCUGGCAUUUUAAUGGCUUUCCUGAGUUGGAGGAAGAGGAAAUCGUGAGUGUCCCAGAUGCAAAGUACACAAAGGGCGAGUUUGAGGUGGUGAUGCAGCUGGUCAGACUGCUACCUAAUGGAAACCACAUGAAAAGAGAAGUGGACACGGCCCUGGAUGUCGUCAGUGAAACCAUGACUCCUAUGCAUUACCACUUACGUGAGAUCAUUAUAUGCUCAUAUAAACAGAUCAAAACAGCUAAAUCAGAGGCUGAAUUGCAGCAGUUACGUUUGAGAAGUCUGCAGUACCUGGAGCGCUAUAUUUACCUCAUUCUAUUUAACACCUACCUUCACCUGGAGAAGAAAGACUCCUGGAGACGACCGUUCAGCCAGUGGAUGUAUCAGGUGGCAGCCAAAGCUGGCAUCUACACCAUCCUCAACCAGCUGGGUUUCCCUGAGUUUGAAUCCUCUAAGAAUUCUCCACUGGCCAGUCUGCGCUACCGCUGGCAACAACAUCAUUCUUAUUCACUACCCAUUCGUGGAGAGUUCAUCUGAGGGACUUUGGGAUUGGACAGUGGGCUGAUUUACUGUUUGGACCACUAUUUUUAUUUCUCACAUUUUACUUUUUUUUUUUUUUGUAAAUGUGUAAAAUGAAUCUCAUAAAAAUAAACCAAUAAACCUUCCUAUCUGUA